AUGUAUUCUCAAUAUUGGCAGAACAAUCCACCCGCUGAUAAGUGGUUGAUAAAGAUUAUAUGUACGAAAACAGCGUUCUCUUCCAGGGCGACUUUUGAUCUGUUGUGCAACGUUUCCUCUUUCAUUGUCGUACAAUUGAGAUUACCCCUUUCAAUGAAUGUUUCCUGUUUCAGGUACACACAAAAUGGCGAUUGAGUACUGCUACACGAUUCCAACGAUCGAAUAUCCUCCACCAGGCGCAGAUGUUCCAGCUGAACCUUCUCCCAACUUCCCAAAGGAUGGAGUUACUUCCUAAAGUAACUUUGAAAAAAAACAAUUUUAUAAAAAGUUCAAAAUUUCAGAAACAUCAUCGACAAAACGCGUAA
This is a messenger RNA of Caenorhabditis auriculariae, 365 nucleotides long. NCBI's taxonomy places the organism in Eukaryota, Metazoa, Nematoda, Chromadorea, Rhabditida, Rhabditidae. The record is from the annotation of a GenBank genome assembly.